AUGGCUCGAAUCCACUUUACCAGCGGCGAGACCAGUGUCUCGAAACCGGUCAAGAGAAUGCGUUGGGCUACAACUCGGAAACCUGGCCAGACCGGAGCGAAGAAAAGACUCUCUCUGCUUCAAAGGGUGCCUAAAGUGACCGUCUCGACCUAUGAAGAAAAGCCGGAAGGCCCCAAAAUGGCCGGUCUGAUCACCGACGAGAGUCCUCUCGGAGAGCAGCAAAUACAAUCGGAAUCCAACGGGCGCCAGAUCUACGUCAAUCUACCUCUGCCUCCAGAAGCAAGAACAGAAGACGGCCGCAUCAAGGCCCAGUACUCGAGGAAUAAGAUUAGAACAGCAAAAUAUACCCCUCUCAGUUUCGUGCCAAAAAACUUAUGGUUUCAAUUCCACAACAUCGCUAAUAUAUACUUUUUCUUUAUCGUUAUCCUCAGUAUAUUCUCCAUUUUCGGCGCCUCGAAUCCCGGCCUGGGAUCUGUACCUCUGAUUUUCAUCCUGACAGUGACUGCCAUCAAGGACGCAGUGGAGGAUUGGCGCAGAACGGUGCUGGACACCGAACUCAAUAACUCCCCCGUGUACCGGCUAGUGGAUUGGGAAAAUGUCAACUCCUCUGACGACGACAUCUCCCUGUGGCGGCGCGUCAAGAAGGGCUGCACAAGGGCCGUCAUUACAACCUAUCGCUGGAUGAAGAGCCUGAGGAGAGGUCAACCUAAACGCUCCGAAAAAGAUGCGAUUGCCGAUCACCCCGGCUUGCACAGGAAUCAUUCAAUCGCUACCAGGAAUACUCGUCGAAGCUCGAUCUACUCGGAAGAAGGCGACUCUUUCCAUUCUUCCCAGAGUCAGACCGGCGAUGACAUUGCGAUGACUCCCGUGCCAUCACCAGGCUACCGAUCGAGCCUCCCUCCAGAUGCCAAUGGUGGACCUCCGAGUAGUGCAUUUUCCUACGAGACAGCUGAUGAAGCUCGCGCUGGUGGAGACAACGCGCCUUCGAUGCUCCGGACGCAACAUUCUCCGAAGAGGAAGAGCGUCGUUCCACCUAAGAAGGACUAUGGCAACGUGAUCAACCCUCACAAGGAAGUUCCUGAUACCGCCCGCUUCAAGAAGGACUGUUGGAAAAAUGUCAAAGUGGGCGAUUUUGUCCGUAUCUACAACGACGAGCCUGUCCCAGCCGACAUCGUCGUGCUAUCUACCUCUGACCCGGAUGGUGCUUGCUACGUUGAGACGAAAAACUUGGAUGGCGAGACAAAUUUGAAAGUCCGCCAAGCCCUUCAGGCAGGACGCAAAGUCAAGCACGCCCGAGACUGUGAAUUUGCCGAGUUCUUGAUCGAUAGCGAAGGACCUAACCCGAACUUGUAUGCUUACAAUGGAGUGGUUCGUUGGCAACAGCAGGACCCCAAGAACCCUAAUGCUCCCACGCGUGACAUGGCGGAACCCAUCAGCAUCAACAACAUGCUUCUACGUGGCUGCAGCUUGAAAAACACUGAGUGGAUUCUCGGAGUGGUUGUGUUCACUGGGGGUGAGACCAAAAUCAUGCUUAAUUCUGGUAUCACCCCCAGCAAACGUGCACGGAUGGCUAGGGACCUGAACUGGAACGUCAUCUACAACUUUAUCAUCUUGUUCUUCAUGUGCUUGGUUGCCGGUAUCGUGCAAGGUGUCACCUGGUCCGAAAACAACAACUCUUUGAACUUCUUCGAGUUCGGCUCAAUUGGCGGCAAUCCCCCGACCGACGGCUUCAUCACUUUCUGGGCCGCCGUGGUACUGUUUCAAAACUUGGUGCCCAUUUCUUUGUACAUCACCUUGGAAAUCGUCAGGUCCAUCCAAGCCUUUUUCAUUUGGUCCGAUAUCCACAUGUACUACGAAAGGCUCGAUUACCCUUGUACCCCCAAGAGCUGGAACAUUUCGGAUGAUCUGGGACAAAUCGAGUACAUCUUUUCGGACAAGACUGGAACAUUGACUCAGAAUGUGAUGGAGUUCAAGAAGUGCACCAUCAACGGCGUCCAGUAUGGCGAGGCCUAUACCGAGGCUGAGGCAGGGAUGCGAAGAAGACAAGGAGUUGACGUCGAGGCUGAAGCUGCCCGAGUGCGUCAAGAAAUCGCAGAGGCACGCGUUGAGAUGCUGAAGUUGCUUCGCAAGACCUACGACAAUCCUUAUCUCCACGACGACGACCUCACGUUCGUUUCUCCGAACUUUGUGGCUGAUCUAAAUGGGCAAUCAGGCGAAGCACAACAAGCGGCGGUAGAACAUUUCAUGAUUGCUUUGGCACUUUGUCACACAGUAAUCACCGAAACAACCCCGGGUGAUCCACCAAAGAUCGAAUUCAAAGCCCAGUCUCCCGACGAAGCUGCCCUUGUUGCCACGGCGCGUGAUGUAGGUUUUACAGUCCUGGGCCGUACUAACGAUGACCUCCAUGUCAAUGUCCUUGGCGAAGAUCGAACCUAUCGGAUUCUGAACACUCUGGAGUUCAACUCGACAAGAAAGCGAAUGAGUGCCAUUGUGCGCAUGCCCGAUGGCAGAAUCAAGCUGUUCUGCAAGGGAGCCGACAGCAUGAUUUACUCGCGUCUUGCCCGUGGUCAACAGCAAGAACUCCGCAAGGCGACCGCUGAGAAUCUGGAGAUGUUUGCUCGUGAAGGGCUCCGGACUCUCUGUGUGGCGGAAAGAGACGUGGAUGAAGAUUUCUACCAAGAAUGGAACAAGGACCACGACUUUGCCGCACAAGCUUUGGCCGACCGAGAGGACCGCCUUGAAGAGGUGGCCGAUCGAAUUGAGAGAGAACUUACACUCCUUGGAGGCACGGCUAUCGAAGAUCGUCUACAAGAUGGUGUUCCUGACACGAUUGCUCUGCUUGGCCAAGCUGGCAUCAAGCUCUGGGUCCUUACCGGUGACAAGGUCGAGACUGCCAUCAACAUUGGGUUCUCUUGUAAUUUGCUCUCGAACGAGAUGGAUCUGAUCCUUUUCGAUAUUCCCGAGGCCACUAUCGAUGAAGCUGCCAAGCUGCUGGAUCAACAUCUCCAAACUUUCGGAUUGACCGGUUCCGACGAGGAACUCGCAGCCGCUCGACUUGUUCACGAGCCUCCGCCUCCGACCCAUGCGUUAGUCAUUGACGGAGAGUCGCUCAAGUUGGUCUUGCGAGAUGAGCUUAGACAGCGGUUUUUGGUGUUGUGCAAGCAGUGCAAGUCUGUCCUUUGUUGCCGAGUUAGCCCUGCACAGAAAGCCGCCGUGGUUCAGCUUGUUAAAACCGGACUCGACGUCAUGGCAUUGUCUAUUGGCGAUGGUGCCAAUGAUAUUGCCAUGAUUCAAGAGGCCGACGUCGGGGUCGGCAUUGCUGGUGAAGAAGGGCGACAGGCCGUUAUGUCGUCCGACUAUGCCAUUGGCCAAUUCCGUUUCCUGCAACGACUGGUUCUCGUCCACGGCCGUUGGUCUUACCGCCGUCUCGCCGAGAGUAUUGCCAAUUUCUUCUACAAGAAUUUGGUCUGGACUUUUGCUCUGUUCUGGUACCAGAUAUACAACAACUUUGACAUCACCUACCUCUUUGAUUAUACCUACAUCCUUCUCGUGAACUUGGCCUUCACCUCUGUGCCCGUCGCUCUGCUAGGUAUUCUGGAUCAAGACGUGAGUGACAAGGUGUCUCUUGCAGUACCCCAGUUGUACCGACGAGGAAUGGAACGAAAGGAAUGGACGCAAGUGAAGUUCUGGUUAUACAUGGUUGACGGCUUAUAUCAAUCUGCCAUUUGCUACUUUAUGGCCUACCUCCUCUUCCAGCCUGCAACAUUUGAGACCGAGAACGGACGAGGCAUUGCCGAUCGAAGCCGCAUGGGCGUCUAUGUCGCUUGUGUGACCAUCAUCGUGAUCAACUCCUACAUCCUCCUCAACACGUACAAGUGGGACUGGAUCAUGGUAUUGAUCACCGUCAUCAGCUGCCUCUUGAUCUUUGCCUGGACUGGUAUCUAUUCUUCUUUCGAAGCGUCCUUCCAAUUCUACAAGGCCGGCUCCGAGGUCUAUGGGCAAUUAACCUUCUGGGCACUAACACUCCUGACAUUCGUGAUAUGUCUGCUACCUCGCUUCUGUGUGAAAUAUUUCCAGAAGAACUACCUGCCCUACGACAUCGACAUUGUCCGAGAGCAGGUCCGGCAGGGCAAGUUCAAGUACUUGGACGAGUACGAGGCUUACGUUCCUCCCAAAGUCGUCGAUAUUUCGGGGACAUCAUCUGAACAACCUGAGGAAGUUCACGCCGAGCCAAAUGGCCAGCAGCAGCCUCAACAUGCGAGAUAUGGAAGCAUGGCGGAAUCGCAACGACCGAUCUAUCCCCCCUCAGAAGCACCUACCCGUCACCCUCACAGUCAAACAGGCAGUGAUGGCACGGAUAGGACCCAGCCGUCCUUCGACACCGCUGGACUUCACGGAGACUCGUCUACUCCGGAGAAGUUGCGGCGGAGGAGACCCUCGGUAGAGCGUGCUCGCUCGUCGUUUGAUAGGCAACGCCAGUCUUUCGACAAGCUGAGACCGAGUUUCGAAGGCAGUCGUGAUUUCACCAGUGCCGCCAUGCUGUCAAGGAUGGAAUCUCAGUAUUCCCAACCUGGUCUUAGUGAGGUCAAUACUCGGGUGAUUCCCGAGGAGAGUGUUUAG
This is a messenger RNA of Fonsecaea multimorphosa CBS 102226, 4620 nucleotides long. RefSeq lists its product as uncharacterized. Gene Ontology annotation, biological process: phospholipid translocation. Gene Ontology annotation, cellular component: plasma membrane. The coding region runs from base 1 to 4620 and encodes 1539 amino acids. Gene Ontology annotation, molecular function: ATP hydrolysis activity; ATPase-coupled intramembrane lipid carrier activity; ATP binding. The record is from RefSeq and is a predicted model, not a curated record. The transcript has 4 exons. Lineage: Eukaryota; Fungi; Ascomycota; Eurotiomycetes; Chaetothyriales; Herpotrichiellaceae.